CAAGAAUAACCAGAAGAUCAGCAAUUUCACUCGGCCAACCCUACCAGCGUCGUCGCAAUUAUAAAUAACCUUGAGUGUUCUUUAUCUCUCUGAUUCUACUCAUAGCAUCCAAUGGUUUGAUGUUAAUGGUCUAUGAAACUCAACUGUGCAAGGUUAGUACCUAGGUAUAGUAUGUGAACUUGAUGAGCAUUUUCAGCUUGAAGUCAAAGUGGUUUACUCCGUAAGGGAGGCAAGAAUACUUGAGACCUUUACCCUCAAAAACAAAAACGACCAAUCCAAAACCCACCUAAUUUCAUACUAAACUUACCUGAAUCUUUUUACCACUUUAGAGUCGAGGUAUAAAAUUUUGGCUCCCCGAGUGUGAUCUAGGUAACCUACUGAAGGAGGUAUCUACCUAGUCAAUCAGCUGUCUCAAUUGUCACAAGCUGGCAACCACCUCAUGCUUGGGCUUUUCUUUGGUUACUAGAUAUGCGCUGACACAUCUUCUCAACAAAGUUUAGCCCCAGGGGGUUCAACAGCGGGAAGGAGCUUCCAUGACCACCCCCCGCCCCUCCCAAAAUCAUCUCAGGCCGAGGUCCCCAACUGUGAGACGGUACGUACCCAUCUAUCUAAUCUCGUCCAAUAAUUAUUUCCUGUUUGUUCUCAACGCCAUUGCAUCCUUUGAUAGGAUCUUGUUCCCCUCCUUUUUUGCCAAGUGGUUCAACUUUGAGUCGACGAUACAAACACGAUGGCUUCUCUUCGAUCUAUCUCGCUCACCAAUCGCUCUCCAAGGCAACCAAUCAAGAACCUUCCGGAGUCGAUUGAGGUCGACCCUGAUACCACUGUUGAAGGACUCAAGGUCUUGAUUGCCAAGGAAACCAAGCUCGGAGACUUCAAUCGCAUCGGAAUCUAUGAUCCUACCACGAAAAAGACUCUAAAGAACCGCAAGGCUCGCCUCGUCGAUGAGCCCGCUGUAGUUUCCACUGGUGAGGUUCUCGUAAAGGAUAUGGGAUAUCAAAUCGCUUGGAGAACCGUCUUCGUCGUCGAGUAUUUCGGACCCAUCAUCUUCCACGCCCUCGCCGUCGCUGCCCGCCCCUACAUCUACCGCAAUGGAGACGGCGAGAUGUCUCGAACCCAAUGGAUCACCUUUGCUAUGAUCAUGCUACACUUCUUCAAGCGCGAGUAUGAGACACUCUUUGUCCACAAGUUCUCUGCCAACACAAUGCCCUGGAAGAACAUCUUCAAGAACAGCUUCUUCUACUGGGCUGUCUCUGGUGUUCUCUGUGCAUACUCCAUUUACCACCCCAACUCGCUUGCAGCCAAGGCCGAAAUUCCUGCCAUUGAUGCCGUUGGUAUUGCUCUCUAUUGCUUUGGCGAGCUCAUGAAUGCCCUUGUUCACAGAUAUCUUUCGAGUCUGCGUUCUACUGGAGGCACUGAGCGCAAGAUUCCCGUUGGCUAUGGUUUCGGUAUUGUCACUUGCCCAAACUAUUUGUAUGAGGUGCUUGCCUGGAUCGGAGUUAUCCUUGUCAGCCGUGACUGGACCGUCGCUUUCUUUAUCUCUAUUGGUGCUGCACAGAUGAUUAGCUGGGCCAAGGGUAAGGAGCGUGCCUAUCGCAAAGAGUUCGGCGACAGGUACAAGAAGAAGAGAUACGCCAUCUUCCCUGGUCUUAUCUGAGAAGGAAUAUAUUUGCAGACAGCUAUUUCGGCAGGCAUAGAUAAGAAGACGCAUCAAUAUAGAAGCUAUCAGGGGCUACACUAUAGGUGACAAAAGGCGGUUCGGAUCGGAGUAGAUUUGGUGAAAACUCAGUAUUAGACUAUCAUGCUAUAGUAAUGUUCGAAUGGCUCUCAUAGAAUCAUAUACCGCGGAAGCCAGUUCCCUAGUCCUAUAAUAUACUCAGAAUGGUCGUGGCUCAUCACUCGCUCGGU
This is a messenger RNA of Fusarium verticillioides 7600, 1905 nucleotides long. RefSeq names its product enoyl reductase. The record is from RefSeq and is a predicted model, not a curated record. Gene Ontology annotation, biological process: very long-chain fatty acid biosynthetic process. Lineage: Eukaryota; Fungi; Ascomycota; Sordariomycetes; Hypocreales; Nectriaceae. The coding region runs from base 728 to 1654 and encodes 308 amino acids. Gene Ontology annotation, molecular function: oxidoreductase activity, acting on the CH-CH group of donors. The transcript has 3 exons.